AUGGCAAGAUCCUAUUCAGCCUCGCAAUUCGAGCUUUUAGAACAACUUGGAAGAGGCUCUUUUGGGGUCGUUUAUAAAGCACGGGAUAAGAUAACCAACCAAAUCGUCGCCAUCAAACAGAUAGACCUUGAAUCCUCAGAUGAAGACAUCAAUGAAAUUCAAAAAGAAAUCACAAUCCUUUCAACUUGCAAGUUCCCUCAGAUCAUCAAGUAUUAUGGAUGUUAUGUUAACAGUUACAAGCUUUCAAUCAUCAUGGAAAUCUUGAAUGGAGGGUCGUGUCUUGACUUAUUGGUUUCCAUCAACUCAUUUACCGAAAAGCAAAUUGCCGUCAUUUGUCGCGAAAUAAUCAAAGCGCUAUACUAUCUUCAUUCCAAUAACAAAAUCCAUAGAGAUAUUAAGGCUGCUAACAUUUUGGUCGAUGACAACAAUGGUGAUGUCAAAAUCGUAGAUUUCGGAGUCGCGACCCAGUUAUCAAAUAACCUCUCUAAAAGAAAUACUUUUGUCGGUACCCCAUUUUGGAUGUCUCCUGAAGUCAUUUUACAACAUGAUUAUAAUUAUAAAACCGAUAUUUGGUCACUUGGUAUCACUGCUAUUGAAUUGGCGUUGGGAAAGCCCCCAUUAUCCAACAUCCAUCCAUUAAAAGUGUUGUUUCUAAUUCCAAAAAAUAAUUCGCCAGCACUACCACCAAAAAAUCCAAAUACCGGUGAAGUUUACUCCAAGAAUUUUCAUGAUUUCAUCAAACUAUGUUUACAAAAAAAUCCGUCAAUGCGACCGACUGCAAAACAGUUGUUGAACCACCCGUUCAUUAAAAGUGCCGGUAAAAACUCAGAAUUGUUGGAAGCAAUAAACUUGAAAAGGAAAUUGGCCAAUACCGAAAGCAACGGCGAAAAAACUAACAAAACCAAUAACAAUCCAAAUGUUCUAUUGGCAUCCAGACAAGAUUCUAAAAAAUCAUCCGGAUCUAUAAACUCACAAACCAGCUUAGCUUCCCAACCAACAAGUCAAAUCACUUUUGAUUUUGAUGAUCUGAAAAUCGAGGACAAUGAGCAAUCAACAAUAAAGCAGAAUAAUGACCCACUCAUUUCUCCUUCAUUAUCUUCUAAUUCUUCUUCUUCGAGCUCAUUAAUGUCAAAAUCGAACCGCUACACAACGCACAAUAACGACUCCACUAGCAACAAUCAUAAUUUAACCAGAAAUAUAUCACCAAUAUCACAACUUUCAGCAUCCUCGUCAUCAUCUGUGGGAGGAACAUCACCCAAAAAAAUAUCGUCAAGAGAGGAUUUGAAGGUUUCGAACUCUUUGAAAAAAUUAUCCAUCAACGAGUGUCAAAGCACUAACACCUCUCCAACAAAGAAAUCCCACCAUUCAGGAAGAAGUUCCGUCGCUAACGUCAAUAACUCUUCAUCAAAAAAUCUACCGGAUUGUAUAACUCCCCAAGAAAGCCCAACCAGGAACAACUCAAAACGUUUAAACAGAAGCAAUAGCUCAAAAAAACACAUGCACUCGCAUAGCCAUUCACACUUUCAUGGUAGUAGUAAGGAGAGCAUGAAGCUUUCUCACUCCAGAUCGCAAUCCCAUGGUGACAAUCUUAGUAGGUCGAAUUCACAAUUAUCGAAGCAACAUUUAAUGAACCAAUUGCCACAAACUCCAAAGUUUUUUGGUAAUACUAAAGGCAUGACUAAAUCACAAAGCUUAUAUGGCAUAGGAUCUCACGCAAAAUUGUCUCCUGAGGGAAGGUCUAAUUACCCACAGGAUAAUAACAGGCCUUUGAAGAGUUCCAAGUCUUCAAUGUUUGUUGACUUAAACUAUAAACUCAAUUUUGACAAUGGUGAAAAACAACCACAAGAUAAUGUUUUUGGGGGAGAGAUAGUUAGAAGUACUAGUAAAUCGUCAAACAAAUAUACUCCAUCACCUUCUAAUAAUGGAGGUCUUGUCGGCACUGGGAAUAAUGACAGCAAGGUGAGUUUGUUUGAUUUUGAAAUUAAGGAGGAGAUGUGUUCCAUUAAAUCACAAUCCUCGGGAUUGGAAAGAAACUCUUCGGGCUUUCAAAAGUCUCCAACCAAAGUGCCUCGUAACCGAGGUAAUAACUUGUUCGAUAGCCCAGAACUGCAAAAAAGUCCAAAAUUCAGACAAUCAAGAGGAUCUCGUGGUAAUGAUUUCUUCCCAACGUCGCAACAACAACAACAACAACAACAACUGCCAAAGAAAUCACCUAUUCAGCACCAAUUCUCCCAAUAUUGCAAUAAUUCUUUGGCACAUGUGAGAGAAUCUAUUGAUGAUGAUGGGGAAGCUUCAGGGAAAAUUCAAGCUUUGAACCAUGCUCUAUGCAACUCGUUUAAUUCUGAAGCAGACUUUACUGUAAUGUUGAGUUACUUGAGAGGAAUCAUUCUGCAAGUCGACAGGCAAAGAUGUGCUCCAAAAGGACCGGAUUUUGGAGUGAUGUUAGAGGCUGAAGAUGAGUUGUAUGAUAGACUCAUACCUAAAGGGUUGAGGAAUGAAAAACCAAUAAAGGAAGAGAGAACUAAGGACAAUGUAGAAGAAUUGCUCUUAAGUAGAUGGGCAGAAGGAGUUCUUGAGCGUUGGAAUGAGUGA
Molecule: messenger RNA, 2592 nt
Organism: Saccharomycopsis crataegensis
Lineage: Eukaryota; Fungi; Ascomycota; Saccharomycetes; Ascoideales; Saccharomycopsidaceae
Product: STE20 family serine/threonine-protein kinase
Exons: 1
Coding region: 1-2592 (863 amino acids)
Biological process (GO): protein phosphorylation
Cellular component (GO): cytoplasm
Molecular function (GO): protein serine/threonine kinase activity; ATP binding
Source: RefSeq, a predicted model, not a curated record